Messenger RNA from Struthio camelus australis, 2790 nucleotides. It is a transcript of the gene TMLHE, whose product is annotated as trimethyllysine hydroxylase, epsilon. NCBI's taxonomy places the organism in Eukaryota, Metazoa, Chordata, Aves, Struthioniformes, Struthionidae. Gene Ontology annotation, biological process: carnitine biosynthetic process. Gene Ontology annotation, cellular component: mitochondrion. Gene Ontology annotation, molecular function: iron ion binding; trimethyllysine dioxygenase activity. The record is from RefSeq and is a predicted model, not a curated record.
UAUGAUGCUGGUGUCAAACUAGUCAGGAUGUGGUGCUGGCGGCUGACGGGUCUGUUCAAUGUGCCGUGCCGGCUGAGUAGAAGCACUAGCCAUCGCUCUGCAUGGCUGCCUGGUUGCGGAAAGAUCUUCUCUGCUGCUGCAGCUCGCUGGCAUCACACAGCCCCAGAGUCUCUGAAGUGUGCCUGGCAGUUACAUGGUGAUCACCUAGAGCUCAGGUAUGCGAACACACUGAUGCGCUUUGAUUUUGUUUGGCUGCGGGACCACUGCCGUUCAGCUUCCUGCUACAAUACUAAGACUAACCAGCGCAGCUUGGAUACAGCUAGUGUGGACCUGGGCAUCAAACCCAAGGCUGUCCGAGUGGAUGAGACCACACUCUUCCUCACAUGGCCAGAUGGGCAUGUGACACGGUAUGGGCUGGAGUGGCUGGUGAAGAACAGCUACGAGGGGCAGAAGCAGCAGGUCAUGCACCCACGGAUUCUCUGGAAUGCAGAAAUCUACCGCCAAGCCCAGAUCCCAUCUGUCGACUGUCGGAGUUUCCUGGAGACAGACGAGGGGCUGAAGGAGUUUCUGCAAAACUUCCUGUUAUAUGGGAUUGCUUUUGUGGAAAAUGUCCCUCCUACCAAAGAGGACACAGAAAUCUUAGCAGAGAGGAUCAGCUUGAUCAGGGAGACCAUUUAUGGUAGAAUGUGGUAUUUUACCUCUGACUUCUCUCGGGGAGACACUGCCUACACUAAGCUGGCUCUGGAUCGUCACACUGACACUACCUACUUCCAGGAGCCCUGCGGCAUCCAAGUGUUCCACUGCCUCAAGCAUGAAGGGACAGGUGGGCGGACGCUGCUAGUGGAUGGUUUCUAUGCAGCGGAGCAGGUUCUCCAGAAAGCCCCUGAUCAAUUUGAGCUGCUCAGCAAGGUGCCGUUGAAGCAUGAGUAUGUUGAGAACGUGGGAGGCUGUCACAACCACAUGAUUGGAGUCGGGCCAGUCCUCAAUGUUUAUCCCUGGAACAAUGAGCUUUAUCUGAUCAGAUACAAUAACUAUGACCGUGCAGUCAUCAACACAGUGCCCUAUGAUGUUGUGCAUCGGUGGUACACUGCUCAUCGCACGCUCACCACAGAACUCAGAAGGCCAGAAAAUGAGCUGUGGGUCAAGCUAAAGCCAGGCAAGGCUCUGUUCAUAGAUAACUGGCGGGUCUUGCAUGGACGGGAAGCGUUCACAGGAUAUCGCCAGCUCUGUGGCUGCUACCUGACAAGAGAUGAUGUGCUGAACACCGCGCGCUUACUGGGACUGCAAGCUUAGCCCAAGCUUCCUGCUGUGGAGAGGCAGUAAAACUUCCAGCACCGCUGUGCUGGUGCAUCACCACGACAAAAACGUUGCACAUACCUCAGACACCUCCACCCUCUCCAAGCAGUUCUCUGUGCCUAGUCAGGGGAGGGAGCAGGUGGAAGCCAAAGGUUAUGAGAAGUUUGUGACUGUAUUCUGCCUUUGACGGAGCACGAGCUGCUUUUGUUGCCCGUACACCAUGCCUGGUCUUACCACCUGGCCCAGUCUGUCUCAGCUCUGCUAAGUCGGAGUUAAUUACACUGUGGGGAAGUCUUCCCAGCACCUGCCGAUGUGAAGUGCUCCUCUAAUCAAGUGCCUUCAGGGUUUGACAUCUUUGGAUUUUUCCCUGUUGUUUAGUCUUUUUGUCAGCUGGCGUUUCCAGGUUGGGCAUAGUAAAACAGAACGGAUAUUUUGGGGGUCUUGUCUUACCCUGGGUUGGACUUUAUCCCUUCUAGAGAAAAUGAGAGUCUAUUAUCCCUAUUAUAAAAAGUUAAAAUGCCUCUAUUCUAGCUGAGGAGUAUUGGUAUAUUUCAGUGAUUUCUUUCUUCUUGAACAUACUGCAUACCCCUGUAACAGUCACAGAUACGAGCUGUGGUACUUGAGGAAUGGCCUGGUGAAAGAAGCUGGUAUGGUUGGGAUAUCUCUGAAAAGGUUCAGGCUGGAAGGGAAAGGGGAAAUGGUGAGAUCUGAAUGGCAAGAAGGAGAGAUGGCUGUGUUAAAUGAGGGCUAUAUUUCCCACGUUUUUCCUUGACUUCCAGUAGUAUCAUGUUUCUGCCUGUUGCACCAUGCUUGCAUCAAGGGUGAAGGCUCAACUGCUGCAGUGUUUGCUUAUGGAUUUCCCACUGUGCCUCUUUUUAUCUUUUCUGAAGGAAGAAUUUGUUUUACAGUAUCUUUACACUGGCUGCUGGAUGAGGCUGAUUUUCACCAGAUUUUCUUACGCAAAGGUAGCGAACACAAAGGUGCCUUUCAGCUCCAGGUAGCAGGAAGGCUAAAUUGGAGUGUCUGUCACAUUAAAGGGCCACAGUAUAAUGGACAAAAGGAAAUCCUUUAUCGUUACUAGAAACCUUUGAAUUUUAGAACCAAGAAGGGAUUUUAGAUCUUGUUUAUUUUUCGUUCUGCCUUAUCUUUGAGGAUGUUCACUCUGCUCUGACUGGACCAUAAAACUGGGCUGGUCCCUGUCACUCCUGUCUUUCCUGUUCAAGCAAGAUACUGUUGUGUCUAAGGUGUGAGUGCAGUAUGGAUGCAUAUGUGCUAACCUUGCUGCCUUCGUUUAAGCUAAAUAUUGAAUGUGUAGAUCCUAGUGCUAAGAGACACUUUAAAACUUCUGUUCAUGGGGACUAAGCUCCCUGACGCUAUCUUCUGCGGCAUUCCCUGAUUGCUGCAGUCCCACUGCAGACAUCAGGAGUUGCAAGGGGUUUCUGAGGCAAGGCUUGGUGUGAAGCUGCUGACCAGUGGAUACGUAAGGAAGUGAAA